UUUCUUUACUUUCUAAAUCGUGAAAAUGCCGGUGACUUCGGACGUGCUCACCGAGGAGCUGCACAGAGAGGCUGCAGGUGAAGUGGAGGACCAGAGCAAGGCGGCUGCAGCGGAGCAGACGACGACGAAGAAGAAGAAGAACUUCGGUGUUUUGUGUGAUGAACGCGGGUACCUGGAUCAGAUCGAGUACAUCCUGCAGCACGGCCGCAGAAAGGGGGACCGGACCGGGACAGGAGUCCUGUCUGUGUUCGGUGCACAGGCCAGAUACAGUCUGCGAGACCAGUUUCCUUUGCUGACGACCAAGAGAGUGUUUUGGAGAGGAAUCCUAGAAGAGCUGCUGUGGUUCAUCAAGGGGUCGACAAACGCCAAGGAGCUCUCAGAGAAAGGGGUGAAGAUUUGGGAUGCCAACGGCUCCCGGGACUUCCUCGACAACCUCGGGUUCACAGAGAGGGAGGCGGGCGACCUGGGUCCUGUGUAUGGAUUCCAGUGGAGGCACUUCGGUGCAGAGUACACGAACAUGCACGCAGAUUACACGGGACAAGGUGUCGACCAGCUGCAGAACGUGAUCGACACGAUCAAAAAGAACCCCGAGGACAGACGCAUCAUCAUGUGCGCCUGGAACCCCAAAGACCUCCCCUCCAUGGCGCUGCCCCCCUGCCACGCCCUCUGCCAGUUCUACGUGUGUGACGGCGAGCUGUCCUGUCAGCUGUACCAGCGCUCGGGUGACAUGGGCCUCGGCGUGCCGUUCAACGUCGCCAGCUACGCACUUCUCACCUACAUGAUCGCACACAUCACCGGGCUGAAGCCGGGCGACUUCGUUCACACUCUAGGAGACGCUCACGUCUACGUCAAUCACAUUGAACCUCUGAAGAUACAGCUUCAGCGGGAGAUCCGGCCGUUCCCCGCGCUGAAGAUCCUGAGGCAAGUGGAGCGCAUCGACGACUUCCGUGCAGAGGACUUUGAGAUCUGCGACUACAACCCCCACCCCUCCAUUAAGAUGCAGAUGGCUGUGUGAGAAUGUAAUUGUGAUGAGGUAUGAAAAGGCCGUGUGUAGGCGAUGAGGGCGCUUUAGAAAAAUACAUUUUCACAUCUUUAAAUAAGACUUUAUAGUGUUUGUCCUCCAGUCCCAUUUACACCAUCCAUGUGUUUUUAAAAGUUCAUUCAAACCACAGAAGAAUGCUGUCUGUUACUUCUAGUACUCACACUCUAAAGGAGAAAUAUGUAACUCUGACACCUAAUGUUUGAAAUGGGUACUGCAGUCUAAACUCAAACCCCCGCCCCCUCCUCUCUAGAGUUGAUGCUCACGCAGGUUGCCAUGUGGUGGACACUGAAGCUUCAGUGUUUAUCCAGCUCUGCAUCAGUCUGUAAACCUUUCUGUGUUCUAACCUCUCUCCAUUUUUCAAAAGCAUCUCCAAUAUUGAUCCUAGUUUGAGCACGUUUCUGCUCGUGGAGCUUUUUAGAAACAUGCAGAGGCUUUUUAGGUCGGGUACAAUCACUUCUAUCUGAACCACUUCUCUUGCCCGCUUCCAUCGCUGCAACACCUGUUGACCUGAUAACUGCUCUCAUAUCUGGCAAACUGAGGGGCGUCCAAAACAGCUGUGUUGGGGUGCCUUAAAACCGCCUACCUUCUCUGGUCCAAACAAAUCCAGAGCGUUCAGGACCAGAAUCUAAAGUUAGAAGGAGGACAUACUGGCUGCUGCAUUGUUGUCAGAGAAGCACUUCAACACAGCAUGUUUCUUUAAUAUCUGAUCAUAUAGUAAGCUCACUUUAUCAUUUCAUUCAGUAGAUAUCUUACAGAUUACGUUCUUAUUUAUAAUACAAAAAUGAUCUUGACUUCUUUAAGGAUUUCUGUCGUAAAUCUUCUGAUGUAUUAUUGGCUCUAUUCACCUGAGGACGAACUUUUGGGAUGGUCGACAAACCGCUGGUUAGAUGUGUUUCCAUUUUUCGAUUUUGAAGAUCUAAUUUGUAAAUAAAGAAUUUACCUUU
Messenger RNA from Labrus mixtus (cuckoo wrasse), 1986 nucleotides. RefSeq names its product thymidylate synthetase (gene tyms). The transcript is spliced from 7 exons. Gene Ontology annotation, cellular component: mitochondrion; cytosol. Bases 26 to 1015 code for a protein of 329 amino acids. Gene Ontology annotation, molecular function: thymidylate synthase activity. NCBI's taxonomy places the organism in Eukaryota, Metazoa, Chordata, Actinopteri, Labriformes, Labridae. The record is from RefSeq and is a predicted model, not a curated record. Gene Ontology annotation, biological process: dTMP biosynthetic process.